AUCGUGCUUUGUGUUCUCAUUAAAUCUUUUCUUUGACCAGCAUAGUUGGGGAGCCCCAUGACAGCGAAAUGUUUCGUUGUUGUUUUCUUCUUCGGAUAUUAUUUGCAAAAUCAACAAGGCAUAUGGAUUUUGCUUACUACUUUCUUUACUGCGCUCAGGUAAUGUUGAAAAAUUGAUCCCUUUUGGUUGAAUCACUUUGUUUAUUGGAUUUCUUUAUUGGGUUUUCUCUGAGAUCUUGUGUUUGAUAUUUUGCUAUUGUAACCUGAGCUUCUUUUUUUUUUUUUUUUUUGGCCCUUUUGUUUGGGGUCAUUUCUGCCCAAUUUCCUGUUUCUUGAUUUGGGCUCUUCUUGUUGUAUCUUCCUUAAAUCAUCAUCCUUUUCUGUUGUCAUAUAGUUCAAGCUUUUACACUUCUCUCUUCACUCUUUGAGUUGUAGUUAUGAGGAUUGUUGAGAAUAUUAGGAUAGUUAUCUGGGUUUUAUCUAUUCUUUGUUCAUUACGUUUUUCAUUACAAUUUGAACCUCCAGACAAUUAUCUGAUAGAUUGUGGAUCAUCCAGCGAUGUAUCAGUUAAUGAUCGUAAAUUUGUAGCUGAUGGUUUUAAUUCCAGUUUUCUUGAAACCCCAAACGAUAUCUCUGUCAAAAACAGAAGUUCAAUUGCCAUAUCGUCUACCUUUGGUUCAGCUCUAUUUGAAACUGCUCGGAUAUUUAAUGAAACCUCUGAUUAUACUUUUCCUAUCAGAAAGCCCGGGCGACAUUGGAUUCGCCUCUAUUUCUACCCUCUUGUGAACAAGAAUUACAAUUUGAGCAUGGCAAAAUUCUCUGUGUCUGCUCAAGGUUUUACCCUUCUCAAAGAUCACCAAAUACAGAAUGAUACCCUUGUCAAGGAAUACUCUGUGAACAUAAGUUCUAAUAGUCUAGUUCUCACUUUUACCCCUUCCGCCAAUUCAUCUGCUUUCAUAAAUGCAUUAGAAGUAGUUUCGCAACCGGAUCAUCUUCUUCCUAAAGAGGCCAGAACCAUUGGCUCACAGGGAAGAUACCGAAAUUUGCAGAAGCAAGCAUUAGAGACGGUUGAGAGGGUGAAUAUGGGUAAUGUAGCUGUGCCUCCUCAAAAUGAUAUCCUUGGGCGACUCUGGGUCUCUGAUGGUUCAUAUCUUGCACAUAAUAGUUCUGUAAUGUUUGUGUCAAAGGAAGAUGCUGUGGAUUUCACAACGGGAUCAUCAAAAGAGAUUGCUCCCUCUUCUGUUUAUGGCACUGCAACGGCAUUGAACACAACCGAAGGUUCCACGAUUAAUGUCAAUAUUACAUGGAAUUUUGAUGUUAAUCCUGGUUUUGAGUAUCUUAUUAGGUUUCAUUUCUGUGACAUAGUGAGUAGCUCUACUCAAAAUCGUCUCUCCAAGGUCUAUGUUAAUUCCUGGUCUGUUUCUAGGAACUUUGAUCUUAGCAAUCAAACAUUAAACAGUUUUGGCACCCCCUACUUUAUAGAUGUUGUUGAGAUGGUAAGCAAUAAUCCUCAGCUAAAAGUAAGUAUUGGUCCUUUUAGUGCCGAUGAACAAUUUCCGUUGGUGUUUCUUAAUGGGCUGGAGAUCAUGAAAGUUAGUGAUUCUAGAGGUGGCCUUGAUGUGUCUGACUCCUUCAAGAGCAGUAGCAAGACAAAAAUUGCGGUUAUUGUGGGCUUGUCUGCAGGACUAUUUAUUGCUGUCGUUUUGGCUAUGCUUAUCUUUAUUGUAUGCAGAAGAAGAAGAAAACUAGCACUUGUUGGGCACUCAAAGACAGAGGACGUCGCUGUGAUCGGGAUGGAAAAUAACCAUGUCAAUAGGACUGGCAUUUCUGGCUUGAAAACUGGGUACCGCUUCCCUCUUUCAGUAAUUCAAAAGGCUACUGAUAAUUUUAGUGAAAACUUGGUUAUAGGGGUAGGUGGUUUUGGGAAAGUUUAUGAGGGUGUUUUGAGUGACAAUACCAAAGUGGCUGUUAAGAGGGGAGUUUCUGAAUCAAAUCAAGGUCUCAGAGAAUUUUGGACUGAAAUUGAAAUGUUAUCUCAAUUUCGCCACCGCCAUUUAGUAUCAUUGAUUGGGUACUGUGAUGAGCAAAAUGAAAUGAUCAUAAUUUACGAGUUCAUGGAAAAUGGGACCGUUAAGAACCAUCUCUAUGGCUCAGAUGUUCCAACCUUGAGUUGGAGACAGAGGCUUGAGAUAUGCAUUGGAUCUGCUAGAGGACUUCACUAUCUUCAUACGGGCUCUACAAAGGCUAUUAUUCACCGGGAUGUGAAGUCUGCAAACAUUCUACUAGAUGAGAAUUUCAUGGCCAAGGUUGCUGAUUUUGGGCUUUCAAAGACUGGUCCGGAGAUCGAUAAGACACAUGUCAGUACAGCAGUGAAAGGAAGCUUUGGUUAUCUUGAUCCAGAGUAUUUGACAAGGCAGCAGCUUACAGAAAAAUCAGAUGUCUACUCCUUUGGCGUGGUCAUGUAUGAGAUCCUUUGCGGAAGACCAGUUAUUGAUCCAUCCCUUCCGAGGGAAAAAGUGAAUUUGGUAGAUUGGGCAAUGAAGUGGCAGAGGAGAGGGCAACUGGAGGAAGUUGUUGACCCUCGCAUUGCAGAUCAAAUAAAGCCGGAUUCAUUGAAAAAGUUUGGAGAAAUAGCCGAAAAAUGUUUGGCGGAAAACAGUGUUUUCCGACCUACAAUGGGAGAUGUGUUAUGGAAUUUGGAAUAUGUUCUUCAACUCCAGGGAGUCGAUAAAAGACGUAGCCGAAAUGAUGAACUAUCUUCACCAGUUGACCAUCUAGAGACCGGCGAAUCAACUGCAGAAUUCAGCAUGGGAAGUAUGGGGGACAUUGCAGGUGUUUCUAUGAGUAAGGUUUUUGCCCAAAUGAUGAAAGAGGAAAUAAGUUAGAUUACACAAAUGCUGUCAGCUCAACCUGCAAUUUCUUAUUUUUGGUACUGUUUAAUAUUGUGCUAAGAAAAAAUGGGUACUCAACAUUGUACAGAAUGGGUGAUUGUUCAUGUGAGUUUUUACAUAUAUUUUUAGAUGUGAAGGCAUUAGAAACUGGUGCAAGUUUCUUUUAAAUCCUCCAAGAAAAGUCAUACUGCUUAUGUACAAGCCUUUUUUGUGGUUUUUCUCCAUUUCAGUUUUGUUAAUUGAGGCUUUCUAUUUCUUA
This is a messenger RNA of Ziziphus jujuba (common jujube), 3149 nucleotides long. RefSeq names its product probable receptor-like protein kinase At5g59700. The record is from RefSeq and is a predicted model, not a curated record. NCBI's taxonomy places the organism in Eukaryota, Viridiplantae, Streptophyta, Magnoliopsida, Rosales, Rhamnaceae. Gene Ontology annotation, biological process: protein autophosphorylation. The transcript has a single exon. Gene Ontology annotation, molecular function: ATP binding; transmembrane receptor protein tyrosine kinase activity. The coding region runs from base 437 to 2884 and encodes 815 amino acids. Gene Ontology annotation, cellular component: plasmodesma; plasma membrane.